AGAAAAUCGUUUUAGUUGGAUUCAGGUGAGCUUCAAUGUCCAAAAAUCCCAUUAUUAAGUAUACCAUACAUUACGGAAUACACAACAAACACGCGAAACCACCAGAGAUUACAGUAGUAUGAUAAUCUGAUGAAUGACGUAAUUAACAAAAGAAAAAAAGACCAAAUGUGGAUGCAUCUGAUUUAGCAGCUGUGCGCAACGUUUUGUUUUAUUUUUCGAAUCAAAGCUACAAAAACAGUUAUAUUUAGUAUCUGUUGAUAAUCGAUGAAUCAUUGCUGCCACUGUCUGUGCCGCAUCAUUGUAUCGUUUGUAAUUCUGUCUUGAACAUUUUGUAUGUGAGGAAUUAUCCACCCAUCAAAAGGAUGUGAACAUUGGGUGGAAGCCAGAAACGCGACACAGGACCGAAACAAAGAGCUUUAUCCCAACAAAUGGAAACGCCUUUAACCCCACCCCCUUAAUGAAGAACGUGGCCGCCAUUGGCCAGAUCAUGAGAAAGCACGUCUGCUAUUGGCUGCGGGCGUUGAAUCGUUGACUGUCUGGUGUUCGGUUUGGGAGUAGGAGCGCCUUUUGACAGCGGACUGUUCCGAGCCAAACGUUUCAACUGCAAUCAAUUUCUGGAUUUGACGCGUGGGAGACGAGAGUGUAUGAAGGAGGGCAAGAUGAAUGUGGAGGCUCUGAGUAGAGCAGAGCUGCUGACUCUCUUCAGUAUCUUGGAGGGAGAGCUGGAGGCCCAGGAGGUGGUCAUUCAUGCCUUUAGGGCUCAACACAAAGAUGCUUUCAUCCAAGAGCGUUAUGGCCAGUAUGACCUCAGCGAUCCAUUUCUGGCCUUGCAACGGGACAGCAAAGCAGCAGAGAACCAAAACACACUCGCCCAGACUCAUGCAAGCCUGCAGGGGCAAGGAGUGGGCCCCAACCCUCUGGCUGUACUGAAACUUGUCAUGGCCCAUUGCAAGAGAAUGCAGGAAAGGAUGAUGAGACAAUUGGCAGCAACUGAGAGCAGACACAGAAGGAUGAUCGCUGAUCUAGCGGAAGAAAAACUGCGGCAUGCCAAUGAAUCUGCACAGAAUGACAAUUUCUCCUUAAUACUGCAAACAGAAAGAGAUGAACUGUUGCAACAGCUUGAAAUUGAGCGUGCAACAGUGCAGCGACUGGAGAGAGAACAGGAUCAGACCGCGAGCCAGGCAGAGGAGUCGCUGAGCCAGCAGCAGCAGCUUUCAUCCACUCUCAGCCUGGAGCUCCAGAAAGCCAGAAGUCGAGCAGAGGAAGAGUCACAGAAGGUCUUAGCGCUCCGUACUUUGCUCCAAGAGGAGACGGGAGUGGUGGAAAAGCUACAGGGGCUGCUCAAUGAGGAAAAAAGAAGGGCUGCUGAACUUGAGGAUCAGUCUAAGAGGAAACUUGCUGAUUUUACCACUGAGCAUGAGCAACUGAAAACCAGGCUUAUAAAGGAAGAGGAAAGGAGUAAGGACCUGAGGAGACAACUUGAACAGCUGAAAAAGCGAUUGGCUGAAAGCACUGAGUCCAAACAGGGGACAACAGAGGUAGUGACGGUGGUAAAAGAGUCACCCUCUAAGAUAAUAGCCAUGUCCACCUCCGUUCAGACCGAACCUGAUGGAAAAGUAAUUGUCCCUGGAAAAACGGUCUCUGUGUUAAAGGUCAACGGCCAUCAUAAUCUCAAAGAGACGGAGGCAACUCAGGAUGUGAGAGGAACAGAAAACACAUUGGUGCCUGAAAACGAGGCAGGAGCAAGCUUACAUUCUCCUCUACAUCCUCAGACUGUACCUUACUCUCCAUCCAGUACCGCCUCCUCUUCCCUCUCCUCUUCCCCCAUUUCUUCACCAGUUUUGGUCAAACAUUUCAACAGCCCUGGUUUCCAUCAGUCCUCCUACCAGGCUGGAGUCAAUCAACGGUUCCAAGCUGCGAGACACAAGUUUCAAACCCAGGCGGAGCUGGAGCAGCAACAGCACGGUGGCCCUCUUUCCCCCAGGGAGCUCUCACCCACCACCGCCUCCAACCCUCCCCCACCAGAGCACAGUGCAGCCAAGCAGCUAGCCCGCAACACUGUCACACAGGUGCUGUCCCGGUUCACCAGCCAGCAGGCUGGUGUCAAGCUGGUACCAAUGAGCAGCUCUCCAUUUGGUACAGACUACCGGAAUGUAGCUGCAUCGCCCCCCGGGGGGAGGUCACCUUCUGGGUCGCUAUCUCCAGGUAUCCGUUCCCCUCUCCCCCCUCGAUCAGAGAGGACUCACCCUCCCCCAAUCCCUCCCAAGAAGCCAGGGAUGAGUCCGACUCCUGGCUCCCCAAGUCAUUCUGCCCGAACCAGCCUGUUCCCUGAACUUACAGGGAACUUCAGCAGCGGACAAGAAGGAGCUACAGAACCUGACCUGGUUUUAUCUUCUAGUAGUUAAUGCCUGCAUCAUGCUGAUGAACCCUUUAAAAUGCACACAAUUUCUACUUCCCACACUACCUGAGUUGUGUAAAAUCCAUCAACAUUUUGCACAGCUGCCUCUUUGGAGGACUGCAAAGACAGGCAGAUGCAUAAAGUCAACAGAAUUCAAGCGAGCUAGCAUUGGUAAGUUUAGACAAGAAUGGAUGGCAGUGGCACUGGCUAUAAAUUGGCAUUCGAUGGCAUUCUACAGAUGAUAAAGUAAGACCACAAAUGACUACUGCCAGCAACACAUUCUACCUGCGGGGUAGUAAUGGGAAAAUGAAGCUUCAUGAAGCACCUGAUUAUUUUUUACUCCUCCAGAUGGUGUUCUUAGUUUAAAGAUAAAGGCUAUUGCAAAGGAAAUGUCUUAUAUUUCCACUGCAUCUUUAAAGCAAGCGUGCCAUCUAUAGGAGUCGAAAAUUAUCCUAAGUGAUAAUCACUACUAGAGUGACCUUCUCCCUGUUCACAUCAUAGCAAUCCACUACCUCACUGCAGCUGUAAACUAUAAGUAAGCUCUGUGACUGAUGAGAAGGUACCCGGGUAGACCGCUCGCCCUCUCUGAUGUUGUAUUUGAUUGGCGUCACCGCACAAGAGUCAUGCGGAAAGCAGUGCAGAUAAGACUUGGGAUGUGUUGAACCUGAAGAAACUGGAGACUGACUAACUUAAAAAGGGUCAUGGCACUAUCCCCCGAAUGUCAACACUGUCGCAAACAAGACACAAUGAGCGAAAAAUACUUGAAGAAAAACUGUUUUACCUGUCGAUGGGACAAAGAUAGAAAAAGUGGUUCUUUGAAUGCAAGUUGUUGCCACCAAUCCAUGAAAAAAAAUAUUUAAAGAUUGUUUCAAAGAAUAGUACUGUACACUGUAAAUCAAAAGCAGUCUAGUAAAUGACUGUGCAGUACACUGAGACUACUGUGCAGUCCUGGGGAAAAAAUGUUUAUUCAGGAGACUAACAUGAACCAAAUAGAAAACAGAUGUGUCAUGUUGAUUCCUGCAAUUAUUGCAGCCAUUUGUAAGUCAAGCUUGUUUUUUUUUUUUUGUAGAUUUGUCCUCUUUUAAUAUGUAAAUUUGCAACAUUGACUUGAUUUACCUUUCCAAACUAGUAGUGUGCAAGAUCCUGCGUGGGCUGAGAGUCAUUCAUGAUCACCCUCACACAACUCAAAAAGACGAUCACAAAUCCAACCGAAUGAAUUAGGAAUCAGACCAAUUUAUCAGGUUACAUAAUUGAAGGUUUUAACCAAUCAUACUGAAAAAUAUCAAUAAUGUACAAUUUGGUGCUCACUGUGUACAA
Messenger RNA from Hippocampus zosterae (dwarf seahorse), 3715 nucleotides. RefSeq names its product CTTNBP2 N-terminal like b (gene cttnbp2nlb). The coding region runs from base 645 to 2405 and encodes 586 amino acids. Lineage: Eukaryota; Metazoa; Chordata; Actinopteri; Syngnathiformes; Syngnathidae. The transcript has 5 exons. The record is from RefSeq and is a predicted model, not a curated record.